Molecule: messenger RNA, 4710 nt
Organism: Colletotrichum chrysophilum
Lineage: Eukaryota; Fungi; Ascomycota; Sordariomycetes; Glomerellales; Glomerellaceae
Exons: 4
Coding region: 1-4710 (1569 amino acids)
Biological process (GO): replication fork reversal
Cellular component (GO): cytoplasm
Molecular function (GO): single-stranded DNA helicase activity; 5'-flap endonuclease activity
Source: RefSeq, a predicted model, not a curated record
AUGCCUCUCAAGAAGUCAUACUCGGAGCAUGUUGGUUCAGGGCCAAAGAACCGCUCAUGGCAACGCUCGAAAAGCAACCCCAUCACUGCUCAAACCACGUCGCGACCUCUCGCCCCCGUAUCCGAUAAGACCAAGAACAAGCUGAACCAAUUCCAAUUCCAGUCCGCCGAUAAAACACAUGACCAAGAAAAUGAUGCGACCGGCGACCACCUCUCCGUCACUCCGUCAACAAAGUUGAGCUGGCGAGAUCUGAUGGAGACGAAUGUACCCAAGAAAGAGACCCAAACUUCGCCAGGCGAACGAAUCCUAUGGGACAAUGAACGAAACAAAGAUGACCGCACCUAUGCUGCUGCCCUCUCCCCGAUGUUGCAAAGGAAAGGCCGGAAGCGUGCCAGGAGUUCUUCACCGGUGUCGUCCCCUGCCCACGACCAACCCGCAACGCCGGCAGUGAACGUCAAGAAGCUCAGCGAGGCCCUCAAAUCGCCGCAUGCCGACCCAACCCUGGAGCUUUGGGAUCGAUUCUCUCUUAGUAGCAACGGCAACGUCACUCCCCUCGGCGUCUCGAACCCCGCCCUGGCUCACCUAAUGUUCUCCUCUUCUCCGCGCAACCUCAAGACUGCACCAGCCCCCGCCAGUGGCGAUGCUAAUCUGCGGAGAGCCAUAAGCUGCGGCCUCAAUUGGCCAAAGAGGAGAAGAGUAGACCGCGGAGAUGCGCCUUCAUUAACCAGCACGUUGACACGGGAGACGACAGACAGCUCCAAGAACUCUCUAGUCACGGCGUUGCUGGACACCGUCACCGGGAGCAUUCAAGAGGACAGCCCGCCACAAGAGGCGCCUGAGCCGCUGCCCGAGCAUGAUUUCGAGACACCAUCUCCUAAGAAGAGAAAGACGGAUACAAUGCGAAGGCCGCCAUCCUCACCAACGCCGAGACCAACCAGGAUUCCGAAUCUGCCGCCCCCGGGCAAGAGCUCUAAUACGGCUGUAGCAAAGGACCUGGGCUUAGAUAAAAAGAACGCUGCUCCAGCUGCCGAGUCCGACUAUGGCGACGAUGACUUUGACGAGUUCGACGACGACACUUUCUUGGAACUAGAGGCCGGUAUGAGUCUUUCCAAUCCCCAGCAAGAGCCGACGCAGACUACCCCGGUGCCCCUGCCAGUUCAAGCAGCCAAGCAGGACAUCGCCGCGAUGGAUGACGAGUUUGAUGACUUGGAUGAAGACAUUUUCGAGGCCGCGGAAGGGAUCAUGGAAACUGCAGAGAUACACCUGGCGUCUCAAUCUGCAACAUCGGCAAAGCCUGCCUCCGCGCCGAGACCCUUACCGGCUCCUUUGGAUAACGACCCGGACGACGUCUUUGGAGAUGACUUCGGCGGAGACUUCGAUUUCGACGCUGCAGAACUCGCUGCGACACAGACCGCUCAGCAAUCCCACGCCCCAUCCACAACUGCUAUCCUGAUCGUGCAAAAGGACAACAGCAAGAUCAUGAGGACAAUACAUCUCCGGGGAGACUGGUUCGAGACACCAGCACACCCCAAAGCAUACGUACACGUCAUUGGCGACUUUUCUGCCGAUGGGCGAUGCAUCAUUGAUGAUUCCCAGAACAUUCUGGUAUUACAUCCCGACCAACUGGUCUCCGCAACAGUUGUCGCCGAUUCUUUCAGUUGCAUGCGGCGGGCAGUCUUGCAAGACCGCGUCAAAGCCACUAGCGAAGCAACUGCUCCUCUUGUCUACGGCACCAUGCUUCACGAGAUCUUCCAAGAGGCCCUCAUGGCGAACAAAUGGGAUCUCCGGUUUCUCAGCACAAUUAUCGACAAGGUUAUCGAGAAACAUGUAGAGGACCUGUACAAGAUCAAGGUCAGCAAGAGUAUUGCGAGGGAGCACCUGCAGUCCAAGAUGACUGAGUUGAGUUGCUGGGCUUCGGCCUUUCUCGACGCUGUCGUACAGGAUCGCAAUGGCAAAAAAGCCAACAUGUGUGUCAGCAAGCUGCUUGAUGUUGAGGAGCAUGUCUGGUCACCCAUGUACGGCCUGAAAGGAAACAUCGAUGCGACUGUCCAAGUCACGAUGAAAGACGGCAAAGAUCUCAAGACCUUGACCGUACCAUUCGAGGUCAAGACGGGCAAGCAUGCCAACGCCAACCACAUGGCGCAAACAGCUCUGUACAACUUGCUCCUAUCAGACCGCUACGAUCUAGAAAUCGUCUAUGGCAUCCUUUACUACAUGGAGACAUCCCAGACGAUGCGCAUUCCCACCAUUCGUCACGAACUACGGCACAUGAUUAUGCAAAGAAACCAGCUAGCAUGUCAUAUUCGAGAACGCAGUGUUCAGCUGCCGCCGAUGAAAAGGAGUAAGAACAUGUGCGGAAAAUGCUACGCCAAGGCUCCGUGCUUCAUCUAUCACAAGCUUGCAGAUGACGGCAAUGGAGAAACGAGCGGAAUGGAUGUGCAGUUUGACGAGGUAGUAAAGCAUCUUACACCCAAGCAUCAGGAUUUCUUUCUCAAAUGGGAGAAUCUCUUGACGAAGGAGGAGAAGGAGACGCAGAAGCUGAAGAGAGAGUUGUGGACGAUGGUCAGUCAAGAGCGAGAGAAGGUGGGGAGAUGUUUCUCGGAUGUCAUCAUUGAGGAAGGCUCGUGGUCCGAAGACCAGGGAACUUCAAAGAUCAACAGUUUUGACUACACUUUCAUCAAGCGAUUGCCAAACCCCGGCCAUUCUUUCCUGGAGUCUCAGCUGGCCGUAGGUGAGCCCAUUGUCGUCUCCGACGAGCAGGGACAUUUUGCGCUUGCGCUGGGCUACGUAACCGCUGUCCGCAAGCAGAGAAUUAGCGUGGCCGUCGAUCGACGGCUGCACAACGCGCGAAUCCGUCAGCAAGGCUUUGACGAAUCCAACAACCAAGUCUUUGCCAGUAUCAUGGAGGUUGUCCCUGAAGGCUCAACCCAAGACGACGCCCAGGGAAAGAUCCAGCAAGCACCCAUCCGCUAUCGACUUGACAAAGACGAAUUCAGCAACGGCAUGGCGGUCGUGCGAAACAACCUCGUACAAACCAUGGCGGAAGGUGUUUUCGGCUCUCGAGAAAUCCGCCGGCUUGUUGUCGACCUUAUUCCGCCGAGAUUCAAGACAGCACCCACGCAGUAUACUAUCGCUGACCAAGAGUCCCUGAAUGUGGAUCAACGCAAGGCAAUCGAAAAAGUCAUGAGUGCUCAGGACUAUGCGUUGGUGCUCGGCAUGCCUGGUACAGGCAAAACAACGACGAUUGCUCAUAUCAUCCGAGCCCUCACAUCCCAGGGAAAGAGUGUGCUGCUCACCUCGUACACUCAUACCGCCGUCGACAACAUUCUUCUCAAGCUCAAGGACGACAAGACGCCGGUCCUGCGUCUCGGCGCCCCCGCAAAAGUCCACCCCGAUGUGCAGCAGUUUGCGAUUCUGGCCGGUCAACCGAUGAACUCUUUCGAUGAAAUCAAGGCAGCAUGGCACGACACGCCAAUUGUCGCAACAACCUGCCUCGGUAUUGGGCAUCCGCUCUUCAACGAACGGACAUUCGACUACUGCAUAGUUGACGAAGCCUCUCAGAUCACGCUCCCCAUCUGUCUUGGACCGAUCCGAAUGGCAAAGACUUUCGUCCUUGUUGGAGAUCACAAUCAGCUUCCGCCUCUCGUCCAAAACGAGGAGGCACGCGAAGGCGGCCUUGAUGUCAGCUUGUUCAAGCUUCUAUCAGAUACACACCCUGACUCGGUGGUCAAUCUGGAACACCAGUAUCGUAUGUGCGAAGACAUCAUGACCCUCAGCAAUACCCUCAUUUACAAGGGGCGCUUGCGAUGCGGCACUGAGCAGCUACGAUUCAAGAAGCUUGACGUGCCAAACAUGAGCGCGCUGAAACAGCUUCACUACGACUCAUCGACCAUACUUCGCCCAGGCACUCCGAAGUCAUUUUGCACAUCCAUGGCGCAAAGCUGCUGCUGGCUUCGUGACUUGCUUGAUGGGGAAACCCGUGUGAAGUUUGUCAACACUGAUACGCUUCAGCCCCUGACCUGUGAGGAGGCGAAAGGAAAUCGAAUUGUCAACCCGGCCGAGGCACGCAUAGUCACGCAACUAGUUGAGGGUCUGCUCACCGUUGGAGUGCCUGAUGGAGAGAUCGGAGUCAUGACACACUAUCGUUCACAACUUUCGUUGCUCAAGCAUGGUCUUCGCGCCCAUGUCGGCGUGGAAAUGCACACUGCAGAUCGAUUCCAAGGCAGAGAUAAGGACGUCGUCAUUCUGUCCCUUGUCCGCAGCAACGAUAGUUGCAGCAUCGGCGACCUGCUGAAGGACUGGCGCCGCAUCAACGUGGCCUUCACUCGCGCCAAAACUAAGCUUCUCGUCGUCGGAAGUAAGAGCACAUUGAAGGGCAGCGGAAAAGAAGAGAUGCUCAGCAAGUUCAUUAGCCUGAUGGAAGAGAGAGACUGGAUUUACGACCUGCCUGCCGAUGCUUUGGAGAAUCACUUUUUUGACGAUACGUCGACACAGCUGACCGCCAGCGGCCUAUCGCCUCUGAAGACAAGGAAGAACACGAGUCCAAGGAAGGGCAUCAGUCCAAGAAAGAUCCCGAAGUUGGGAUUAGGUGUCGAUAAGGAGAACCGGCGACCGGAGCCCAAGAGGGCAAGAAUUGGAGAGAAAGUGCUUAUGAAGGAUAAAGUCAUUCUCAGGGAUAUUCUGAAUGACAUGACAAACGGCGGUUAUUGA